AUGGGUCUUGAAAGUGUUGAUCCAGAAUGGGUCUUGAAAGUGGUGCUUGUGGACAUCAUCAGUCAUCUGGACUCGGGUAGCCUGCUGAACCUGUCGCUGACGAGCAAAAUCAUUCGUGACGUCAUUGCCCUCGAACUCGACAACAAGGGCAUUGUCGUGCCUCGUUGGCGACGUCGUGGCAACAACUUGCCUGGCUGGGAAGUGAGCGAGUUUGUGUGGAAACUGUCGACGGGUUUCGAGGCUGUUCGGGACUGGAAAUUCGAGGAUAAUUUGCACGCCGUGACCGAACACUUGAAGACGUGUCCCUGUUUCGUGCGAUCUGUGCCCACGGAAAUUGUGAUGCUCUGCGGAAAAGUUGGCGACCCUGUGAGUUCGCAUCGGUAUCUAUUUUGUCGCGUUGUGUUCAUAUGA
Notodromas monacha is the source of this 411-nucleotide messenger RNA. Lineage: Eukaryota; Metazoa; Arthropoda; Ostracoda; Podocopida; Cyprididae. The record is from the annotation of a GenBank genome assembly.